AUGAUUAUGGAUGGGCAGCUCAGCCAAGUAUUCGAGGACAAUGAAAGUGACAGUGGCUCUGAUUCUGACAGUAGUUGUGAUGAUGAUGAUGAUAAUAGCAAUGACAAAUACAGUAGUGAUGAGCUUGAGGCAAUUGAAUUUAUAAUUGAUAAUGAUGGCCAUGUGGAGGCGACGAGGAGAACGAGGCAACGAGGAGAACAGGGCGACGAGGAGAACAGGGCGACGAGGAGAACAAGGCGACGAGGAGAACAAGGCGACGAGGAGAACAAGGCAACGAGGAGAACAAGGCAACGAGGAGAACAAGGCAACGAGGAGAAGAAGGCAACGAGGAGAAGAAGGCAACGAGGAGAAGAAGGCAACGAGGAGAAGAAGGCAACGAGGAGAAGAAGGCAACGAGGAGAAGAAGGCAACGAGGAGAAGGAGGCAACGAGGAGAAGGAGGCAACGAGGAGAAGGAGGCAACGAGGAGAAGGAGGCAACGAGGAGAAGGAGGCAACGAGGAGAAGGAGGCAACGAGGAGAAGGAGGCAACGAGGAGAAGGAGGCAACGAGGAGAAGGAGGCAACGAGGAGAAGGAGGCAACGAGGAGAAGGAGGCAACGAGGAGAAGGAGGCAACGAGGAGAAGGAGGCAACGAGGAGAAGGAGGCAACGAGGAGAAGGAGGCAACGAGGAGAAGGAGGCAACGAGGAGAAGGAGGCAACGAGGAGAAGGAGGCAACGAGGAGAAGGAGGCAACGAGGAGAACAAGGCAACGAGGAGAACAAGGCAACGAGGAGAACAAGGCAACGAGGAGAACAAGGCAACGAGGAGAACAAGGCAACGAGGAGAACAAGGCAACGAGGAGAACAAGGCAACGAGGAGAACAAGGCAACGAGGAGAACAAGGCAACGAGGAGAACAAGGCAACGAGGAGAACAAGGCAACGAGGAGAACAAGGCAACGAGGAGAACAAGGCAACGAGGAGAACAAGGCAACGAGGAGAACAAGGCAACGAGGAGAACAAGGCAACGAGGAGAACAAGGCAACGAGGAGAACAAGGCAACGAGGAGAACAAGGCAACGAGGAGAACAAGGCAACGAGGAGAACAAGGCAACGAGGAGAACAAGGCAACGAGGAGAACAAGGCAACGAGGAGAACAAGGCAACGAGGAGAACAAGGCAACGAGGAGAACAAGGCAACGAGGAGAACAAGGCAACGAGGAGAACAAGGCAACGAGGAGAACAAGGCAACGAGGAGAACAAGGCAACGAGGAGAACAAGGCAACGAGGAGAACAAGGCAACGAGGAGAACAAGGCAACGAGGAGAACAAGGCAACGAGGAGAACAAGGCAACGAGGAGAACAAGGCAACGAGGAGAACAAGGCAACGAGGAGAACAAGGCAACGAGGAGAACAAGGCAACGAGGAGAACAAGGCAACGAGGAGAACAAGGCAACGAGGAGAACAAGGCAACGAGGAGAACAAGGCAACGAGGAGAACAAGGCAACGAGGAGAACAAGGCAACGAGGAGAACAAGGCAACGAGGAGAACAAGGCAACGAGGAGAACAAGGCAACGAGGAGAACAAGGCAACGAGGAGAACAAGGCAACGAGGAGAACAAGGCAACGAGGAGAACAAGGCAACGAGGAGAACAAGGCAACGAGGAGAACAAGGCAACGAGGAGAACAAGGCAACGAGGAGAACAAGGCAACGAGGAGAACAAGGCAACGAGGAGAACAAGGCAACGAGGAGAACAAGGCAACGAGGAGAACAAGGCAACGAGGAGAACAAGGCAACGAGGAGAACAAGGCAACGAGGAGAACAAGGCAACGAGGAGAACAAGGCAACGAGGAGAACAAGGCAACGAGGAGAACAAGGCAACGAGGAGAACAAGGCAACGAGGAGAACAAGGCAACGAGGAGAACAAGGCAACGAGGAGAACAAGGCAACGAGGAGAACAAGGCAACGAGGAGAACAAGGCAACGAGGAGAACAAGGCAACGAGGAGAACAAGGCAACGAGGAGAACAAGGCAACGAGGAGAACAAGGCAACGAGGAGAACAAGGCAACGAGGAGAACAAGGCAACGAGGAGAACAAGGCAACGAGGAGAACAAGGCAACGAGGAGAACAAGGCAACGAGGAGAACAAGGCAACGAGGAGAACAAGGCAACGAGGAGAACAAGGCAACGAGGAGAACAAGGCAACGAGGAGAACAAGGCAACGAGGAGAACAAGGCAACGAGGAGAACAAGGCAACGAGGAGAACAAGGCAACGAGGAGAACAAGGCAACGAGGAGAACAAGGCAACGAGGAGAACAAGGCAACGAGGAGAACAAGGCAACGAGGAGAACAAGGCAACGAGGAGAACAAGGCAACGAGGAGAACAAGGCAACGAGGAGAACAAGGCAACGAGGAGAACAAGGCAACGAGGAGAACAAGGCAACGAGGAGAACAAGGCAACGAGGAGAACAAGGCAACGAGGAGAACAAGGCAACGAGGAGAACAAGGCAACGAGGAGAACAAGGCAACGAGGAGAACAAGGCAACGAGGAGAACAAGGCAACGAGGAGAACAAGGCAACGAGGAGAACAAGGCAACGAGGAGAACAAGGCAACGAGGAGAACAAGGCAACGAGGAGAACAAGGCAACGAGGAGAACAAGGCAACGAGGAGAACAAGGCAACGAGGAGAACAAGGCAACGAGGAGAACAAGGCAACGAGGAGAACAAGGCAACGAGGAGAACAAGGCAACGAGGAGAACAAGGCAACGAGGAGAACAAGGCAACGAGGAGAACAAGGCAACGAGGAGAACAAGGCAACGAGGAGAACAAGGCAACGAGGAGAACAAGGCAACGAGGAGAACAAGGCAACGAGGAGAACAAGGCAACGAGGAGAACAAGGCAACGAGGAGAACAAGGCAACGAGGAGAACAAGGCAACGAGGAGAACAAGGCAACGAGGAGAACAAGGCAACGAGGAGAACAAGGCAACGAGGAGAACAAGGCAACGAGGAGAACAAGGCAACGAGGAGAACAAGGCAACGAGGAGAACAAGGCAACGAGGAGAACAAGGCAACGAGGAGAACAAGGCAACGAGGAGAACAAGGCAACGAGGAGAACAAGGCAACGAGGAGAACAAGGCAACGAGGAGAACAAGGCAACGAGGAGAACAAGGCAACGAGGAGAACAAGGCAACGAGGAGAACAAGGCAACGAGGAGAACAAGGCAACGAGGAGAACAAGGCAACGAGGAGAACAAGGCAACGAGGAGAACAAGGCAACGAGGAGAACAAGGCAACGAGGAGAACAAGGCAACGAGGAGAACAAGGCAACGAGGAGAACAAGGCAACGAGGAGAACAAGGCAACGAGGAGAACAAGGCAACGAGGAGAACAAGGCAACGAGGAGAACAAGGCAACGAGGAGAACAAGGCAACGAGGAGAACAAGGCAACGAGGAGAACAAGGCAACGAGGAGAACAAGGCAACGAGGAGAACAAGGCAACGAGGAGAACAAGGCAACGAGGAGAACAAGGCAACGAGGAGAACAAGGCAACGAGGAGAACAAGGCAACGAGGAGAACAAGGCAACGAGGAGAACAAGGCAACGAGGAGAACAAGGCAACGAGGAGAACAAGGCAACGAGGAGAACAAGGCAACGAGGAGAACAAGGCAACGAGGAGAACAAGGCAACGAGGAGAACAAGGCAACGAGGAGAACAAGGCAACGAGGAGAACAAGGCAACGAGGAGAACAAGGCAACGAGGAGAACAAGGCAACGAGGAGAACAAGGCAACGAGGAGAACAAGGCAACGAGGAGAACAAGGCAACGAGGAGAACAAGGCAACGAGGAGAACAAGGCAACGAGGAGAACAAGGCAACGAGGAGAACAAGGCAACGAGGAGAACAAGGCAACGAGGAGAACAAGGCAACGAGGAGAACAAGGCAACGAGGAGAACAAGGCAACGAGGAGAACAAGGCAACGAGGAGAACAAGGCAACGAGGAGAACAAGGCAACGAGGAGAACAAGGCAACGAGGAGAACAAGGCAACGAGGAGAACAAGGCAACGAGGAGAACAAGGCAACGAGGAGAACAAGGCAACGAGGAGAACAAGGCAACGAGGAGAACAAGGCAACGAGGAGAACAAGGCAACGAGGAGAACAAGGCAACGAGGAGAACAAGGCAACGAGGAGAACAAGGCAACGAGGAGAACAAGGCAACGAGGAGAACAAGGCAACGAGGAGAACAAGGCAACGAGGAGAACAAGGCAACGAGGAGAACAAGGCAACGAGGAGAACAAGGCAACGAGGAGAACAAGGCAACGAGGAGAACAAGGCAACGAGGAGAACAAGGCAACGAGGAGAACAAGGCAACGAGGAGAACAAGGCAACGAGGAGAACAAGGCAACGAGGAGAACAAGGCAACGAGGAGAACAAGGCAACGAGGAGAACAAGGCAACGAGGAGAACAAGGCAACGAGGAGAACAAGGCAACGAGGAGAACAAGGCAACGAGGAGAACAAGGCAACGAGGAGAACAAGGCAACGAGGAGAACAAGGCAACGAGGAGAACAAGGCAACGAGGAGAACAAGGCAACGAGGAGAACAAGGCAACGAGGAGAACAAGGCAACGAGGAGAACAAGGCAACGAGGAGAACAAGGCAACGAGGAGAACAAGGCAACGAGGAGAACAAGGCAACGAGGAGAACAAGGCAACGAGGAGAACAAGGCAACGAGGAGAACAAGGCAACGAGGAGAACAAGGCAACGAGGAGAACAAGGCAACGAGGAGAACAAGGCAACGAGGAGAACAAGGCAACGAGGAGAACAAGGCAACGAGGAGAACAAGGCAACGAGGAGAACAAGGCAACGAGGAGAACAAGGCAACGAGGAGAACAAGGCAACGAGGAGAACAAGGCAACGAGGAGAACAAGGCAACGAGGAGAACAAGGCAACGAGGAGAACAAGGCAACGAGGAGAACAAGGCAACGAGGAGAACAAGGCAACGAGGAGAACAAGGCAACGAGGAGAACAAGGCAACGAGGAGAACAAGGCAACGAGGAGAACAAGGCAACGAGGAGAACAAGGCAACGAGGAGAACAAGGAGAACAAGGCAACGAGGAGAACAAGGCAACGAGGAGAACAAGGCAACGAGGAGAACAAGGCAACGAGGAGAACAAGGCAACGAGGAGAAGAAGGCAACGAGGAGAAGAAGGCAACGAGGAGAAGAAGGCAACGAGGAGAAGAAGGCAACGAGGAGAAGAAGGCAACGAGGAGAAGAAGGCAACGAGGAGAAGAAGGCAACGAGGAGAAGAAGGCAACGAGGAGAAGAAGGCAACGAGGAGAAGAAGGCAACGAGGAGAAGAAGGCAACGAGGAGAAGAAGGCAACGAGGAGAAGAAGGCAACGAGGAGAAGAAGGCAACGAGGAGAACAAGGCAACGAGGAGAACAAGGCAACGAGGAGAAGAAGGCAACGAGGAGAAGAAGGCAACGAGGAGAAGAAGGCAACGAGGAGAACAAGGCAACGAGGAGAACAAGGCAACGAGGAGAACAAGGCAACGAGGAGAACAAGGCAACGAGGAGAACAAGGCAACGAGGAGAACAAGGCAACGAGGAGAACGAAGGCAACGAGGAGAACAAGGCAACGAGGAGAAGAAGGCAACGAGGAGAAGAAGGCAACGAGGAGAAGAAGGCAACGAGGAGAAGAAGGCAACGAGGAGAAGAAGGCAACGAGGAGAAGAAGGCAACGAGGAGAAGAAGGCAACGAGGAGAAGAAGGCAACGAGGAGAAGAAGGCAACGAGGAGAAGAAGGCAACGAGGAGAAGAAGGCAACGAGGAGAAGAAGGCAACGAGGAGAAGAAGGCAACGAGGAGAAGAAGGCAACGAGGAGAAGAAGGCAACGAGGAGAAGAAGGCAACGAGGAGAAGAAGGCAACGAGGAGAAGAAGGCAACGAGGAGAAGAAGGCAACGAGGAGAAGAAGGCAACGAGGAGAAGAAGGCAACGAGGAGAAGAAGGCAACGAGGAGAAGAAGGCAACGAGGAGAAGAAGGCAACGAGGAGAAGAAGGCAACGAGGAGAAGAAGGCAACGAGGAGAAGAAGGCAACGAGGAGAAGAAGGCAACGAGGAGAAGAAGGCAACGAGGAGAAGAAGGCAACGAGGAGAAGAAGGCAACGAGGAGAAGAAGGCAACGAGGAGAAGAAGGCAACGAGGAGAAGAAGGCAACGAGGAGAAGAAGGCAACGAGGAGAAGAAGGCAACGAGGAGAAGAAGGCAACGAGGAGAAGAAGGCAACGAGGAGAAGAAGGCAACGAGGAGAAGAAGGCAACGAGGAGAAGAAGGCAACGAGGAGAAGAAGGCAACGAGGAGAAGAAGGCAACGAGGAGAAGAAGGCAACGAGGAGAAGAAGGCAACGAGGAGAAGAAGGCAACGAGGAGAAGAAGGCAACGAGGAGAAGAAGGCAACGAGGAGAAGAAGGCAACGAGGAGAAGAAGGCAACGAGGAGAAGAAGGCAACGAGGAGAAGAAGGCAACGAGGAGAAGAAGGCAACGAGGAGAAGAAGGCAACGAGGAGAAGAAGGCAACGAGGAGAAGAAGGCAACGAGGAGAAGAAGGCAACGAGGAGAAGAAGGCAACGAGGAGAAGAAGGCAACGAGGAGAAGAAGGCAACGAGGAGAAGAAGGCAACGAGGAGAAGAAGGCAACGAGGAGAAGAAGGCAACGAGGAGAAGAAGGCAACGAGGAGAAGAAGGCAACGAGGAGAAGAAGGCAACGAGGAGAAGAAGGCAACGAGGAGAAGAAGGCAACGAGGAGAAGAAGGCAACGAGGAGAAGAAGGCAACGAGGAGAAGAAGGCAACGAGGAGAAGAAGGCAACGAGGAGAAGAAGGCAACGAGGAGAAGAAGGCAACGAGGAGAAGAAGGCAACGAGGAGAAGAAGGCAACGAGGAGAAGAAGGCAACGAGGAGAAGAAGGCAACGAGGAGAAGAAGGCAACGAGGAGAAGAAGGCAACGAGGAGAAGAAGGCAACGAGGAGAAGAAGGCAACGAGGAGAAGAAGGCAACGAGGAGAAGAAGGCAACGAGGAGAAGAAGGCAACGAGGAGAAGAAGGCAACGAGGAGAAGAAGGCAACGAGGAGAAGAAGGCAACGAGGAGAAGAAGGCAACGAGGAGAAGAAGGCAACGAGGAGAAGAAGGCAACGAGGAGAAGAAGGCAACGAGGAGAAGAAGGCAACGAGGAGAAGAAGGCAACGAGGAGAAGAAGGCAACGAGGAGAAGAAGGCAACGAGGAGAAGAAGGCAACGAGGAGAAGAAGGCAACGAGGAGAAGAAGGCAACGAGGAGAAGAAGGCAACGAGGAGAAGAAGGCAACGAGGAGAAGAAGGCAACGAGGAGAAGAAGGCAACGAGGAGAAGAAGGCAACGAGGAGAAGAAGGCAACGAGGAGAAGAAGGCAACGAGGAGAAGAAGGCAACGAGGAGAAGAAGGCAACGAGGAGAAGAAGGCAACGAGGAGAAGAAGGCAACGAGGAGAAGAAGGCAACGAGGAGAAGAAGGCAACGAGGAGAAGAAGGCAACGAGGAGAAGAAGGCAACGAGGAGAAGAAGGCAACGAGGAGAAGAAGGCAACGAGGAGAAGAAGGCAACGAGGAGAAGAAGGCAACGAGGAGAAGAAGGCAACGAGGAGAAGAAGGCAACGAGGAGAAGAAGGCAACGAGGAGAAGAAGGCAACGAGGAGAAGAAGGCAACGAGGAGAAGAAGGCAACGAGGAGAAGAAGGCAACGAGGAGAAGAAGGCAACGAGGAGAAGAAGGCAACGAGGAGAAGAAGGCAACGAGGAGAAGAAGGCAACGAGGAGAAGAAGGCAACGAGGAGAAGAAGGCAACGAGGAGAAGAAGGCAACGAGGAGAAGAAGGCAACGAGGAGAAGAAGGCAACGAGGAGAAGAAGGCAACGAGGAGAAGAAGGCAACGAGGAGAAGAAGGCAACGAGGAGAAGAAGGCAACGAGGAGAAGAAGGCAACGAGGAGAAGAAGGCAACGAGGAGAAGAAGGCAACGAGGAGAAGAAGGCAACGAGGAGAAGAAGGCAACGAGGAGAAGAAGGCAACGAGGAGAAGAAGGCAACGAGGAGAAGAAGGCAACGAGGAGAAGAAGGCAACGAGGAGAAGAAGGCAACGAGGAGAAGAAGGCAACGAGGAGAAGAAGGCAACGAGGAGAAGAAGGCAACGAGGAGAAGAAGGCAACGAGGAGAAGAAGGCAACGAGGAGAAGAAGGCAACGAGGAGAAGAAGGCAACGAGGAGAAGAAGGCAACGAGGAGAAGAAGGCAACGAGGAGAAGAAGGCAACGAGGAGAAGAAGGCAACGAGGAGAAGAAGGCAACGAGGAGAAGAAGGCAACGAGGAGAAGAAGGCAACGAGGAGAAGAAGGCAACGAGGAGAAGAAGGCAACGAGGAGAAGAAGGCAACGAGGAGAAGAAGGCAACGAGGAGAAGAAGGCAACGAGGAGAAGAAGGCAACGAGGAGAAGAAGGCAACGAGGAGAAGAAGGCAACGAGGAGAAGAAGGCAACGAGGAGAAGAAGGCAACGAGGAGAAGAAGGCAACGAGGAGAAGAAGGCAACGAGGAGAAGAAGGCAACGAGGAGAAGAAGGCAACGAGGAGAAGAAGGCAACGAGGAGAAGAAGGCAACGAGGAGAAGAAGGCAACGAGGAGAAGAAGGCAACGAGGAGAAGAAGGCAACGAGGAGAAGAAGGCAACGAGGAGAAGAAGGCAACGAGGAGAAGAAGGCAACGAGGAGAAGAAGGCAACGAGGAGAAGAAGGCAACGAGGAGAAGAAGGCAACGAGGAGAAGAAGGCAACGAGGAGAAGAAGGCAACGAGGAGAAGAAGGCAACGAGGAGAGGAAGGCAACGAGGAGAAGAAGGCAACGAGGAGAAGAAGGCAACGAGGAGAGGAAGGCAACGAGGAGAAGAAGGCAACGAGGAGAAGAAGGCAACGAGGAGAAGAAGGCAACGAGGAGAAGAAGGCAACGAGGAGAAGAAGGCAACGAGGAGAAGAAGGCAACGAGGAGAAGAAGGCAACGAGGAGAAGAAGGCAACGAGGAGAAGAAGGCAACGAGGAGAAGAAGGCAACGAGGAGAAGAAGGCAACGAGGAGAAGAAGGCAACGAGGAGAAGAAGGCAACGAGGAGAAGAAGGCAACGAGGAGAAGAAGGCAACGAGGAGAAGAAGGCAACGAGGAGAAGAAGGCAACGAGGAGAAGAAGGCAACGAGGAGAAGAAGGCAACGAGGAGAAGAAGGCAACGAGGAGAAGAAGGCAACGAGGAGAAGAAGGCAACGAGGAGAAGAAGGCAACGAGGAGAAGAAGGCAACGAGGAGAAGAAGGCAACGAGGAGAAGAAGGCAACGAGGAGAAGAAGGCAACGAGGAGAAGAAGGCAACGAGGAGAAGAAGGCAACGAGGAGAAGAAGGCAACGAGGAGAAGAAGGCAACGAGGAGAAGAAGGCAACGAGGAGAAGAAGGCAACGAGGAGAAGAAGGCAACGAGGAGAAGAAGGCAACGAGGAGAAGAAGGCAACGAGGAGAAGAAGGCAACGCGAAGAAGACAAGGGAAAGAGUAA
This is a messenger RNA of Schistocerca serialis cubense, 9558 nucleotides long. RefSeq names its product trichohyalin-like. The transcript is spliced from 4 exons. Bases 1 to 9558 code for a protein of 3185 amino acids. Lineage: Eukaryota; Metazoa; Arthropoda; Insecta; Orthoptera; Acrididae. The record is from RefSeq and is a predicted model, not a curated record.